Molecule: messenger RNA, 1088 nt
Organism: Mangifera indica (mango)
Lineage: Eukaryota; Viridiplantae; Streptophyta; Magnoliopsida; Sapindales; Anacardiaceae
Product: dormancy-associated protein homolog 4-like
Exons: 3
Coding region: 278-670 (130 amino acids)
Source: RefSeq, a predicted model, not a curated record
CUCUCUGAAACUCGUCUAUAAAAAACUAAACCACCAUUAUUUUCUUAGCAAAGAAAGUGAGCUCUCUCUUCACAUUCUCACAUAUCCAUCUACUCUCUACGUUUCGCUCCCUUCUCUCUAAGUAACAGUCGUUUUGGGUCCAUCAACAAACCACAAGAAAAUAAAUUAAAAAAAAUUAGAACCAAAACCAAAGCCUGCCCAUCGUCGGUUGUGACACAGAGAAGCUACAUAAUAAUAAUAAUAAUAAUAAUAAUUUCGAUACAUAUAUAUAGGAAUCAUGGGGUUUCUUCAUAAGAUCUGGGACGAAACGCUUGCCGGGCCUGCACCGGAAACGGGGCUUGGCAAACUUCGGAAGUACCAUUCAUUUUCCGGGACAAGAUCUCAACUUUCACCGGCUGUUAAUGGAGCCGAUGAUGUUGUGGUUACUAGGAGUAUUAUGAUUCUUAAAAGUAACUCUAAUUUUAGAAGCUUAUCCUUGGAUCCUGGUUCUGCUUCGGAGUCUCCCGCUGUUCCUCCCACUCCUAGGACUCCUUUGUCACCCGGGACACUAGGCGGGGAUUUCAAGAAAUUUACGAGAAGAAGAACAUCAACAGAGGCAUUAGAACGCGAAGCUGAGCCUAGAAGUCCGACUAUUUACGAUUGGAUCGUCAUAAGUGCUUUGGAUCGUUGAGGAGAGUUAAAAAUGGCGAUUUUGCAACAAAAGGAUCGGCAGCAGCACACUCUUGUGCAUAGAGAACCGUACCUUUGUGGAAAUUACUAUAUAUAUUAGCAACUACAUGAAUAAGAUAGUUCAGGCGAGAGGAUCAGCCGUGGCAGAAGCCAGCCAUCUGAACCAAUCAACGGUGCUUCUUGGAGUUUCAGAGAGAGGGAAUUCAGAGUUAAUUUGAUUCCUAAUUAAUUGGGAGUUUAGUUUUCUUUCUUUCUCUCUCUCUCUCUCUCCCUUUUGUAUAAAAUGUUGUGAGGUCUGGUGAUUUGCAGUUUGGUUUUGGUUUUGGUUUUCUGUACGUAUAGAUUGUGUACUCUGAACCCUCUUUCUAUGAGACUAGACUGAAGUUUAGUUGCAUCUGAAAUUAAUUAUUUGUGUGAAA